Messenger RNA from Athalia rosae (coleseed sawfly), 10813 nucleotides. RefSeq names its product protein transport protein Sec16A (gene Sec16). Lineage: Eukaryota; Metazoa; Arthropoda; Insecta; Hymenoptera; Athaliidae. Gene Ontology annotation, cellular component: endoplasmic reticulum exit site; ER to Golgi transport vesicle membrane. The record is from RefSeq and is a predicted model, not a curated record. The transcript has 20 exons. Gene Ontology annotation, biological process: COPII vesicle coat assembly; Golgi organization; autophagy. The coding region runs from base 260 to 7192 and encodes 2310 amino acids.
GUCAUGACCAAGUGGACUAUCCACCUUACAAUAGUGAACGGGAGAAAUUUGUGACGUGCCUAACCCAGAUUUUCCAUUAUCAAAUGUUGGCGUUCGUACGGUUCUGAAGCGUGUUAUGGAUAUAAAUAUGUGCUGAUUUUAUUCAAGAGUCAUUUAAUCGUCAGGUGAAUGUGAUGAUGCGUGAUAGCGCCUGUUAACACGACAGAAACUAAGUUCUAAAUAGUGAGCUCCUGGUCUGCAGCAUUGGAGCAAUAUUAAUAUGAACAAUCCAUAUCGAGCGAGGCCAGCUAGAGCUAGGGUGGACCAUGCUUCGGUACCUGCUUAUGGUUCUCGGAAUCAAAAUACAUGGAAUACUAUGCCACCUCAAGGGCAGCAGGGUACACAAUCUUCCAAUGUUUAUCAGCAACCAUCAAAUCCCAUGAUUCAACCUCAGCAGCAACAACAGCCACAGGAUCCAUGGGAAUGGAGUACCGACAAUGGUAAUAAUGGCAAUAAUGAUUCGUGGAAUUGGAGCGUUGAUCAAAAGUCAGAAUCACAACAGCAUUUGCAGCAACAUCAGUUUCCAUCCAGUCAUGUACAUAGUGGUCAAACUAAUCAAAAUCCACAGCCAGGAAUUCACUAUCAGAAUGCAAAUAGAAACAAUAGACCUAAUGUACUUAAUCAAUAUCCCACAUUUGAUGGGACUUCAUCAAGGACUAGCUUAAGUAGUGGAUCAACAGCAAAUCAUAAAGAAGCAUAUAAUCAAUAUACAUCUUACGACUAUGAUCAGUCACUACAGCAGCGGCAGAAGCAGCCGCCUCAGCAGCCACAACAACAGCAGUAUCAUGUACCUCCUAGGCCUAAUUCUAAGUCAAGUCCGGCUUUACCUGAUCAUGUACAAUGGUCUGCAAACAGCCAGCAGGUGCCAAAUUUACCUCCAAUCUCACAAAACCCUGUAGCUCGUGAGAGUAUUGACAAAAUUCAAACACCUCCACUUCCUCCUCCAACAAACAACUACAAUUGGCAUAGCAGUGGUCAACCUUCCUCACAAUAUCUGCAGAAUCAUCCCAAUGCCACUGGCAGUGGGACUUGGCAGGAACCUUUAAACAAGCAACAGUCUAUGGAUAAUCAGAAUCAAUGGCAGCCUUCAGUCCAAGCUUCUCAACCCUUCGUAUCUCCUAAGGAAUACUCUCCGCCAAUUAACAAUGAAAAUUCUUCUAAUUGGAAUAAUCAUCAGCAGCAAAGUAAUUUACCUAAUCACUGGCCGACUAACCAUUUGUACGGUGCUCCAAAUGAAUCAAAAUUACCUGAUUAUCAUCAGAAUUCUGCUUUUACAACGACAAAUCAAUGGCAGCAGUCACCGUACCAGUCGUCAAAUCCUUCAGAAGAACCUGUGAGUGGGCACUCUACUGCCAUGAUAACCAAUCAGCAAAAUAGAAAUAUUCCAACAAAUCUUUUGCAGCAGCCACUUGCUCAUCACGAAACUUCUAGUGCUAAUGAUUGGACACCUUCGCCAAGACCUACAGAGUUUGCACGAACAGAGCCAGAUACACCGUCAAUGAAUCGUCACACGCAGGACUCCACCGAAACAAUAGAAAGUCAUAAAAGUUUAAACGAUUGGCAACACAAUCAAUCUCCCCCAUCACAACUUUCAUCUUCUCCAGGCCCCUCAGUCUCUCUAUCAUCCAAUAGCGUUGAGCAAAUUGUGUCAACAAAAAAGCAAAUUAGUGAAAGAAAGAGAUCUGUGGGUAUGCCAGUUUCGAGUGCUAUGCUCUUGAGUGACCCAUCAAUACAAACCAAACCAAACGUCAUUGAACGAAAAUCUUUGGACGAGUCCCAUUGGUCUGAACCUGAAAUUAAUGCAAUUCCAAAUAAUCCGGAAAAUGUUGCUGCUCAAAAUAGCAGUGAUGUAGACUGGUCUACCACUGAUGAGUGGAGUACUGUUCCAACAGGAGGUGAUUUAUCUAGUGGUUUUAGUCAAUUAAGCCUUUCUGGUAAAUCUAAUAAGUUAGUAGAAAAUCAAGCUCCACAGUCCGAUAUGCAUUCCUCCUUUAACUCCAAUGAUGGCUGGAACUCUCAACCAAUCUCUGGAUCUUUGUCUGAAAAUUUAUUGGCAAAAUCAUCACGUGAAAGUAUAGCUAAUGCGCAGCCAGACCAUUUCCGUGAUGUCUCUGAAAAAGUUCAAGCUGCCGAGACUGACAGACAAUCGGAUAAUCAAUCUAUCCCUCCUCCACUGGGCUCUCAAGAACAUACUUCGCCUCAUACAUAUCAAACCGAUAAUAGCCGGGUUUCUGAAGUUGCACCACAAAAUGCUGGAUACGAUCAGUGGUACGCACAGCGUAAUACUGCAGUACAAUCAGAGAAUAACUGGUACCGUCAGGACAACCAGAGUAGACCACAAAAUUGGACACCUGAGCAGAAUAUUGAAAAUUAUGAAAACAUACAACAGUCUGCCGAGUUUGUGAAUUUAGAAGUUGUGACUCCUAUGCUACAGAAACGGAAUAUUUACGGAUCACACGAUUCCAUAAAUAGAGAAACUUUAGAUAACGAACCUAAAUCAGGCACAAGCCAAUUGAAGGAUCCGGCUGUUCCAAGAGACUUGCAAGAAGACAUCAAUAAUGUUGAAGUACCAACUCUACAUCAACCACAACAAUCUCUUCAAGUUGAACAGGGACCGGACAAUUACGAGUUUGCGUCAAAUGAUAGAAAUACAUUCUUGGAAACUGGUGAAUUAACAGAUUCUCAUCAGCAGCAUGAGCCUUCACCACCUAGCCAAGAAGAUGAAAAUGAUGAGGUUCCAAAUGAUAUUCCUUUCCUAAGAGAGGUGCCUGGCCAGUCGAGUAAUUCGGAUCCUCGGAGAAACGAUCCAACAGGCCAAGAGCAGAACAUUCAAGUUGGUCUACGCAAUCUGGAUCCUCGUAGAAAUGAUCCUUCUGGGCAAGAACAUAACGUUCAACCAAUGAGAAAUAUCAGCGAUCGAACUGAGCGCAGAGAUGUUCCUUCAGGUCAAGAACGAAAUAUUCCCUUGCAAGUACGGGCUGAUACAGAGUUACUCGAGCGCCGAAAUGAUCCUUCUGGUAGGGAAAGAUCAUUGCCUCCUCAACAGUUUAGAAAUGAUGCUCCAUCAGAAAAUCGCAGAACUCUGCCAGAUACAAGACGCAAUGAUCCGUCUGGUGAAGAAUGUCUACAACCACAGCUUGUUCCAGCUCCAGAACCAACUGACUUGAGAGAAGUUCCGGGAAGAGGAAACGAUAGUGAAGAACUCACUCAACCAGUGGAUAAUGGUGUGCGGCAAAUCCCAGGGGGAGCUUCACAUAGUGAGGGAGUCCCAAUUUCUAAUGAUAGAGAGGAUGCGCGAGUAGUCCCUGGAUCUCAAAAAGGAGCAACACUCACCUCUGGAAACCCUAAACAUGAUCAAUCCAAUGAGACUCGGAGCAAACGGGAGGAAGCAGUUGGUGCUUCAUUGGGUGAAAAUCAAGGUGGUAAUGUCCAAUUGAAUCGGAGAGAUUCGUAUGAGGAAGGAGAUGAUGAAGGAUCUGGAAAUAGUAGGGAGGAAAGCAGAGAGCGGCGAAGGGAGAGAAGUUCAGAACGACGUGGAUAUGAGUAUGACAGAAAAAGCAGAUAUUACGACCGUGACCGUGAUUACGAUGAAGAUUAUUAUUACGAACCGAGACGAGGUGUUGAUUUCGAACGAGCCUACAACUCUCGAGAAGAUUUGGAUCGUCGUGAUACCUCAUACCGUGAUGACGAGCGACGCCACACAAGUAGGGAUGAUCUAGAUAGACGUGGCAGAGAAAAAGAAGAGCUCGAUAGAAGAAGCAGAGGUAAGGAUGAUCUUGAUGAUAGAAGAAAAAGGGAUAAUGAUAGAAGAAAAGUAAGAGAUGGAGAUACACGGGCAAGAGACCCAAGAGACUAUGAUCCGAGAUAUGUGCGCGAUAGGGAGUACCCUGAUCGAGAAAGGGGAAGAGAGACUGAUAGACGGGGGCGUAGGUACGAAGACUAUGAUCCACGGGAUUCCUAUAGAAGAGAUUAUUAUGAAGAUCCUUACACCAGAAGCUCGAGGCCAUCCAGCAGAUCAUCCUAUAACGACAGAGAUCGAGACUAUUAUACGAGGGGUAGAGAUCCUUAUUAUGGAUAUAACGGUACGAAAGCGUAUGGCGGGGGUUAUGCAGAUUAUACUUCAAAUUAUGGAACAAACUACUAUGCAUAUUUGGAGAACUUGAGGCGUACGAAUCCUGCUGCUUAUAUGGAAUGGUAUCACAAAUAUUAUGCCUCGCAGCAUCAGCAGCCGCAGGCUGCUCGAGGCGGUGUCAACUAUUCAGAGGACAGGGCAAGUGUUCAUUCGGGACGUAGCUCAUGUGAUGAAAGCUUGUGUAAUAGGACAACUGGUGAUAAACGCACCCUAGGUGAUAUCUCUUUAUUGGAAGAUACUGCAAUUGGAUCAGCCCGAUUAACUCCCACCAAAUUUUCUACGUCUCAUGUUAAAGUUAGUUUCUCAACCGGCUCAUUGGUUCAUAUGCAUGCAAGCUAUCCUGCUGAUGGAGAACUUGCCAGAGUAGAUAUUCUUCGUGUGUCAAGUUUACUUGCGCAUGAUCCCAUUGUGCGAGAACUAGUGGCAUACCCUGGCCCUCUGAUUAAGCAAGUGGGUGUCACCCACAAAAAAACCAUUAUCGAAUAUUGUGAGGCGAAAAUAAAGAAAGCAGAAUACAGUGAAGAUGUGGACGAUCCACCGUCAUAUAUAUUAUUGUACGAGUUGAUGGUGAUGCUGAUCCGCCAAAAUGGGAAUGUUGUUGGAGUUGACAUAGCGGAGCUAUUGCUCUCCAAUCAAAAGUCAUAUCCAUACAAUGAAAAACAAAGGCCAAUUCAUGCCAGAAGGGAAUCAGUGAUUUCUCAGAAGUCCGUUGUUACGAGUGGAGAUGAGCUCAAUAGAGAUACUGCAACACCUUUGGAUACAGAUGAGAAACGCAAUUUAAAUAAUCCACUUUCCAUUGAUCAAGUCACAGAUCAUUUUAGGGAGUUGCUUUUAUAUGGGUGUGGCCAGGAAGCAUUAGAAUAUGCAAUGGACAAUGGACUCUGGGGUCACGCUUUGUUUCUUGCUAGCAAGUUGGAUAAACGAACACACGCAUCGGUCAUGACUCGGUUUGCGAAUGGAUUGACGGCAAACGACCCGUUGCAGACAUUGUAUCAGCUUCAGUCUGGUCGAGUACCGGCUAGUGUUACGUGUGUCGCGGAGCCUAAAUGGGGAGAUUGGCGACCUCAUCUAGCAAUGAUAAUAUCGAACACAUCCCCUAAUCCAGAUAUUAAUCGUAAAGCGAUCACCACCUUAGGUGACACUUUGAUGGGGAGAGGUCAUAUACAUGCAGCCCAUUUCUGCUACAUUUUGGCUCAAGUUGAUUUCGGGCCUUAUGGAGCGCCAACUAGUAAGCUAGUUCUGCUUGGUUCAAACCCCAAUAAGCCAUAUAAAGAGUUUGUUACCAAUGAAGCCAUCAUGUUCACCGAGAUUUAUGAAUACGCCCGCAACCUCAGCGAACCUGGCUUUAUGCUCGUUGAUCUACAGACUUUCAAAUACGGGCUGGCUGUGAAAAUGGUUGAUUAUGGACUCACAGAAAAAGCUUUAUUGUACAUCGAACAGAUUGCUGUAAACAUUGCUCGUGAGCCAUCAAAGUAUCAGUUGUCGUUUAUUGAGCAUAUUCACAAUUUAGGCGACAGAAUUAAGUAUAAUGAUCCAGUAUGCAAGGACUCAAUUGAUGAUGCUGCGAAUCUCACAUGGCUCAAUAAUUUGAAAGAAAUUGUUGAUAAGUGCAAGAAUGGAGAAAUUAUUCAAGAAAGUAUGUACGACACACACGCUACAAAUGAUGAUAAUAACAUUAAUCAACCGCAAGAACAAUACAAUGGUCAGCAGCCUCAACAACAUUGGGGUGCGUGUCAACCUGAAUAUCACGAUGGUCCAACUUCUCUCAUGGAAGUGCCAACAGUUGACGUACAAAGAGAGUGGCAGCCGAUGUCGUUGCCCAAUACUAUCCAGGACCCGUAUACUUCAAAUAAUCAAAAUCCUCAGUAUAUUGAGAAUUCGCCUGAUGUCACUCAGAACCAGCAACCACAGUCACAAUUAGAUUAUUGGGGACAGCAAGGUUAUAGUCAACCUGGUUACACUGCUCCAGAAUAUUCUCAGACCGAUCUACAACAACAGCCUGAGCAGUCGCAAUAUCGGAAUGAACAAGUACAUACCGAUAAUGUACAACAAGAAUGGAACUAUGAGUCAAAGAAGGAAGAGAAGCCACCUACACCUGACCCGCAGCCAACAAUAAGUAUGGGACCAUCCAAAAAUAAGCAAUAUGAUCCCUUAGCAGAACUCGAUGCUUUGGAUAACCCAACACAAUCAUCAAAAUUAGCUGGAGGAUCUAAAAAACCUGUUGAGAAACCAUCAGAAAAGAAAAAUGCUGCCAGUGGGAGUUCAUGGUUUGGUGGAUUCUUCAGUAAACUUGCUCCUAAGCCGAAGAAUCAGAUGAUUUUGCCAGAUGAUAGUGACCCAACGAUCGUGUGGGAUGCUGUUGGUAAAAAAUGGACAAAUAAAGAUGCUGAUGGGGACGAGAGUUCUGGCGCCCCACCACCUCCACCAAAAGCUUCUGAAAUGGGCUUCAGAUUACCUCAAACAGAAUCUUUACCUCCAGUAAAGACAAUGCCGUCUUCUGUUGACCAUUCAGGUCGAUUUGAUGAAGUCUCUAAUAAUGUUGUUCACAAACCACCCACUGGAAACAACAUGUUUAAGAUGCCAAAAGGCAGAAGUUUAAGAGCAAACUACGUUGAUGUAAUGAACCCUGGUGGGUCAAAAAGUGGUGCUGCUGCACCAUCUGUAACACCUCCUACAGCUGCCGCACCAAUGCCCAAUACUACAACUUCACCUCAAUUCUUUAUUCCUGCACCAGUGAAUGAUCCAGGUGCACCAGUUGACUUUUUGACCUCUGCCUCAGUAGCUAAUGGUGAAAAUCUACAGCAAGGGCUCUCUCGGUGGAGCUCGGCAAGCUCGCUUUCUCGAGAGGUACAGAGCUACACUAUGAGGGAUCCGCGUCUCCUUCAACAAGAAAAGGUAAUAUUUCUGAACUCUGGUAUUAUUUACUCCAACAUAUUUGAUAUAGUAUCAACAUCAAUUUCAAAGCUUGUCUACUUGGAUGAUUUGAAAUUUAUAUUUCUAAUUCUUAGUUGUCACUUGUGAUGACUUUGCUAAGCAUAAUAGGCGAUUGAGCGAAUCAAUGGAUGGUAACUUUCCAGAAUCAAUAGUCUUUCAACAUGUUUUACUUGUCCGUCACAUCGCUUGACGCUCAAAUGAACAGACACAAUGUGGACAUCUCAGAGAAGAUCCUAGAUUGUGAAAAUCAUUUCACUGUAUUUCAAUGACUUGUUGCUCGCAUGUUGUACACACACAUUCACUGUAUACUUUUCUAUUACGCGAAUCCUACCCAUGGCUUGCAAAUGAUAAAUACGUUUGCAUCUGCAGGAUAUCUUGUUAUUGAUUCAAUGCUUAUGGACCCAAUGAAGAAUCUCGUGAUGUACAAUGAACGAAAAGUAUACUAAAAGGGAAUUACUUUUUGCUAGUUGAGCUGGUUUAUAUGCUAGAAUUAUACUCUAAUCACUUCAAAUUGACCUCAAUAAUUUUAAGCAAUUUGUAUUGCGUCUGUUGCGUUCAUUUUUCAACCUGGGAGGUGACUGUGCCUAUGGCAUAUAAUAAUAUCAGUGCAAGUAUGGUGCAAGUAGAAAAACGCUAUUUAGUAUCAAGGUGUUGGUUUUUGCAAGGCAACAUUUUUCAAUUCACCUAAUUAAUAUGAGGAGAGAAUAUUAAGUGCUUCUUAGCCACAAAUUUAUCUUUGAGAUGUAGUUUUAUAGUUAUUUUUUUUUCUAUAGAUGAAUUUAAAAUGGCGUAUUAUUUUAUACCUUCAAAUGUAAUAUGAAAUUUUACAUUCACAGGGACCAAUGAUGUUUAAUCCUACAGACGUGAAAGAUUCUGCAUCAAAAAAGGCUUCUCGGAGUAGAUAUCCUCCUCGAUAAACAGAUACUUUCCGCCACAACUCAUGGCCUGAAUAUACAUUUUUACACAUCCACUGAUGGAUAACAAGCGUGGUAAAUCCAAUAAUUAGGUAUGAAUAUAAUACGUGGUUACGUUAUGAAUACUUAGGCAAAAAAACAACAUGAUGCGACUUUGCUUAUAGGAUAAUAUAGUGUUCUAAAUGAGCAGUGUGUCUUGGGCUAUUAAUUCGAUGCCUGUUUCUUGCAGUUACUAAUUGUAAGUAGGAAAAUGUUAUGAAUUUGAAAAGGCAAGCUCUUGAACACAGAUGCACGAGCAAAGAAGCUAAUGAUCAGAUUCUUUUUUGUUUCUGUCUUAGCAGAUAUUAGACAAAUUGAGAAAUAGUGUAGUUAGGUUGCAAGUUUUAAGACUACUUUUAAGUGAAGGAUACAGUCGAGUUGAGUAUUUACACAAUUAUUCUAUGGAGCUCAAUUUCAUUAGCCAAAAGGAAAAUAAACAUUUUCGUAAUAUGUUCUAUUUUGUAUAUAAAUACCGAGCUCCAGAAUCGAAUUUGUAAUUUUAUAACACAAUUCUUAUGCGAUAUUAUUGACAAGUGAAAACUGCGUUCCGAACAGAUUGAACAAUAAAUAUAAACUAAUAUGGUUUUUUAAACUAACAUAAGACAUCCAAUUUCACUGUAAAAUUCUGCAUUUAUUUUUUUCGAUCAUUCUGGAAGAAUUCUUUGGUCCACCUAUGAUUGUAAAUAAAGCCCUUUAUCCUUUAUUUAAUAGUAGUUACAAACUAAUAUAAACAUUAACAAUGGUGACACUAAUAAUUCUCAAAAAUUUAUGAGGAAUUAUCUUACUGAAGUUGGUAUACGCUGCUACUCAAGGCUGAUUUUUUAAACAAUAAUAGAAAUAUCGCAGACAUCACUUGAACCGUUAAGCUUGAACGGAUGUAUAGGAAAUGAAGUUAUAAAAAAUUAUCUGGUAAUCAGAACCAUCGUUAUUGUAUGCUUAGCAAUAUUUGGAAUGGCAUUUUUUGCGAAUAUGCGCUCGUAUAGCUACCAAAUAUGCAAUGCAGCAAAGAAAUCUAAGAAAUUUCCUAGCAUACUCGUGAAACGUUAUUGUUAGUCCUAAACCAACAAGAUUGAAGCAGUAUCUGGGUAUUGGAAUAGUGGCACGACUUUGUCAGCAAUUGUACUGAAAAAAACCAACACUAACUUCUGAGCUAAUACUGAUGCUGCUAUCCGAAUAACAAAUAAUUCUAACUUACCAUUACAAUGGUGCUCGCGUACGAUGUUUAAUUUUUUCUGUAAUCUAGUAAUGUUUUGUCGAUCCUGCUGCCCACUGCACGCCUUAAUGAAACGAGCUGUAUAUUUUGUUAUCAACAUUUAUGAAUUGUAGUGCCGCAAUGUUUGUUAAUAGACGAGGUUCGCUUAUAACGAUGCCUAAUAAGAUCCACUUGUACAGACGUAAUGAAGUUGGCCCUUUUAUUUUUGAUGGCCUAGAAUACUUGUGUUUUGAAUCAUUGCUUUUUUCAAUUAACAUUACACCCUGUGUGGUGUACUAUUAUGGGUUCUGGGUUUCUACUGACCGAAUUUCCGUGUUAUUGAUAGAUGGUUAGGAUUGUUCAUUUCCGUUAUUUGUGUUUUCGCGAAACUAGUUGCAUUUGCAAAGCAUUAAACACUGUUUUUCCAAAUUGCUCAAACUAAGAAGUUGAUAUAUUCGUCACUUCAAUCCAAAUGAUAUUUAUUGUAUAUAGGAGGUAUGUUGGCUGCCGUUUUCGUUGAACCUUAUAUUAUCCUUGGCGUCAAUUGAAUAAUUUUAAUUAUGUAACUUGUUUAAGAGUUUCCAACUAAAGAAUGAAAAAAAGGGAUUGUUUGGGACUGACAAUACUUGUUUUCUUUGCCCAAUUAUUCGUUAGACAGAUGAAUCAUUGAAACAAUUACAAACUCAUUUAUGUUUUUUAAUUUCCUUGAAUUAAUAUUAUACGGUGCUUUAAUUGUCAUUUUCCGCAAGCAAAGCAGCUGGUUUUCUGUAAAUUUUUUCCAGCUAAGUAAUUUAUACAAAUACCUAUUUUACCUGUGAAACUUUGGUUUAUGUUGUUUUUCUGUAAUGCAUUGUAUGUUUAUAUCCUCAUUGAAUCCUUAUUGUCUAUCUAUGUCAUGUUUUUGCAAGUGUGAACAUAGAUCGUGUUGAAUUGAAUUAGCGAAAUAUGCAAUUCGGAAUAUUGUUACUGUGAAUGUAUAGAGAUGUUAUCAGAGGAUGAAUUUUCGAGAGUACAUUACUUUCGGCAUUUUGACAUAUUCUUACUGGUGCUUGUUCUUGCGGACAAUGAUUAUAUUCAGCAUUUUCCCUUUGCUAUCACAAUAUAGACAUGUUCAGCAAUUACUAAUUCUAUUGUCAAAAUCAAGUAAAACUACGUUCAUGUAAGCGUUUCCAAGGUUGUGAAUGGUUGUCUCUUAAUCGUAAUUAUAAAUGUUAUCUCCAACUAGCUCGAUUACGAAUUUUUCUGUACUUGCAGUUGUGCAAUGAUAUGUAUUCAUACCUGUAACUACCCACUGAAGAAACACAUUGAGGUACCGCUAAUGCAAGAAAGAUAGACCUGAUAUGGUUAGUGUUGUUAUGAAACAGCAGUAUUAUUGGAGCUGUAUGUUAUGUAUGAGUAAGAUUGCUAAGCAAUGUGAUUUGGCUUGAGAUGUAAUACAUUAUAUGGAUACCAUUCUUUCAGAGUUGAUGUACGUUUAUGGGUAAUAUGGAUAACGUGUAUUAUAUAUUAUUAUAAUUGAUGUCAUUUACGAAAAUGAUAAUAAAAUAUAUUAUGAAAUCAAAA